UGUACACUAUAAAAAGUAAGCCGUCCCGAUCUCCCAAUAUACAUCAAAGUGUUUUUGUACCUGACUGGACGUCUAUAGCUUUAUAGAAAAAUUAAGAAUGAAGAGUGUGGUUCUAUUGUGUUUGUUCGUUGUAUUGGCUACGGCCGUAGCUGGUCCCGCUGGCCAGUACACUGAUCGCUAUGACAGCAUUAACAUUGACGAGAUCCUCGGCAACCGACGACUACUCAUACCUUACGUCCACUGCUUGCUCGACCAGGGAAAAUGUACGCCUGAAGGCAAGGAACUUAAGUCUCACAUAAAAGAAGCUUUAGAAAACAAUUGUGCUAAAUGUACCCCGCCUCAAAGGACGCGUUCCCGUCAAGUCAUUGGCCAUCUCAUCAACCACGAGCCAACAUUCUGGAACGAACUCUGUCAGAAAUACGAUCCUACCAGCAAAUACACGCGUAAAUACGAGGAAGAGUUACGCACAAUUGCCGCGUAAAUUAGAGCAAAUAUUACGCACAAUUCCUGCAUAAUCUAACGUAAAAUCCUUUUAUUGUCGCAAUUAAAGUCGUUAAUUAAUCACUAAGGGUGUAUUAGUAUUACUUAGUGGAAAUUUCUCAUCCUAAACAUACUCUUUGUUAUCAUUUCACGGCUUUCAGUGCGGCGAUUAUUAGAAUAUAAGUUUUAUUCGAAAUGACAACUGUCGCUGUUGAUUUAUUUAUUACAAUAUGAAAUUAAUUAAU
Messenger RNA from Papilio xuthus (Asian swallowtail), 725 nucleotides. Its product is annotated as ejaculatory bulb-specific protein 3-like. NCBI's taxonomy places the organism in Eukaryota, Metazoa, Arthropoda, Insecta, Lepidoptera, Papilionidae. The transcript is spliced from 3 exons. The record is from RefSeq and is a predicted model, not a curated record. The coding region runs from base 98 to 481 and encodes 127 amino acids.